Messenger RNA from Drosophila rhopaloa, 2038 nucleotides. It is a transcript of the gene Rab10, whose product is annotated as ras-related protein Rab-10. The record is from RefSeq and is a predicted model, not a curated record. The transcript is spliced from 4 exons. Lineage: Eukaryota; Metazoa; Arthropoda; Insecta; Diptera; Drosophilidae. Gene Ontology annotation, cellular component: recycling endosome; Golgi apparatus; insulin-responsive compartment. Gene Ontology annotation, biological process: cellular response to insulin stimulus. The coding region runs from base 257 to 871 and encodes 204 amino acids. Gene Ontology annotation, molecular function: GTPase activity; GTP binding.
UAUCGAAUAAACACAGAUUGUGGUUCCAGCUCUAUCUAAUAGCAACAAUUGCCAGCGAAAAUAAAAAUUUAUUCGGCGCAUUUAAUACCGGGGACAGCAGAGUUUUAGACCCAUAAUAUAAGUACCCAAAAAGAAGAAAAAGUGCGGGAAAAAAUAAGUUUGGAUAAUAUCGCUUGUCACCUACGUGCGUUUGUGUGAGUGAGUGUGCGCGUGUGUUUGUGCUUUGUUCUGCGAGCGUUUCGUUUCGUUUUUAGAAAUGGCAAAGAAAACCUACGAUUUGCUCUUCAAACUGUUGCUGAUCGGCGACUCGGGAGUGGGAAAGACGUGCAUAUUGUUCCGAUUCUCGGAUGAUGCCUUCACGUCCACCUUUAUUUCGACCAUAGGCAUCGAUUUCAAAAUCAAAACAGUAGAGCUGCGCGGCAAGAAGAUCAAGCUGCAAAUAUGGGACACCGCCGGUCAGGAGCGGUUCCACACGAUAACCACCUCGUAUUAUCGAGGGGCCAUGGGCAUAAUGUUGGUCUAUGACAUAACGAACGAGAAGAGCUUCGAGAAUAUAGUCAAAUGGUUGCGGAAUAUCGACGAGCACGCCAACGAGGACGUAGAAAAGAUGAUUCUGGGUAACAAGUGCGACAUGACGGACAAGCGGGUAGUCAACAAGGAGCGCGGCGAAGCGAUUGCCCGUGAACACGGCAUUCGGUUUAUGGAAACAUCCGCCAAGUCGAAUAUAAACAUCGAGCGGGCCUUCUGCGAGCUGGCCGAGGCCAUUCUGGACAAGACAUCGGGGCGCGAGUCGGCGGAGAAUCCGGAGCGUGUGAUUAUCGAUCGCCGGAACAACGAGAAGGCGCCGGGCUACAGCAAGUGCUGCGCGUAAAACGGCGUUAAGGGCAAACGGGGCGUGGUUUGGCCCGGUUUGUGCUUAGAUGUGCGUGGGGAAGGCGAAGGAUGGAAUUGGAUCGGAUUGGAUUGAAUUGGAAUGCGGUGGGGAUCGGUUUCUGAAACUGCUCCGCACAAACGAAGGGAAACAAAGCAAUAAACCCGGGGUCACUCGCACGGAGGAAACUUACUUAUUACGAGGAUACGCAGAUGGAACAAGCAACAGAAACAACCUACCUAAAGUUUAACAACAGAUAUUGUAAUACAAACAUUUGGAAGCAACUUUACAAAAACCCCGGACGAUGGUGGUCAGAUAAAAUAGGCUACGUUAGUUAACGCACACUCGGCACUUGGACACAGCUCCGUUAGGAGGAGCCACUAAUUGCAUUUCGGGCCAAAUUGUUCAGUUAGCUAGCGUGGACAGAAGAUCAGUUCCAGGGACUAUCCAGCCACAUGACACGAUAAAGAUAAAGAUAACAAAGACGCAGACAUAAGCAACUUUUGUAACGUAACUUUUGAUAUAUACAUAGUCUUACGAUUCCUGUACUCAGCCGUUCGUUCGUUCGCCAUCACUCGCACUCCCCUGCCGCCCCACUUAGUGUUUUGUUUUGUUUUGCGUUUCAGCCUAGAUAUAAAUAACACUUAUACAUAUUAUACAUCGGAUAGUAUAUAGCAUAUAUCUAGCUUGCUUUCGCUUUGUUUGUCGAUACUAAGCCAGUGAAGAGUUCGAUGGGAAGGUAGGGGGUAGACACUCUGCAGUCACUCAUCAAGCCAGAGUUAGAGUUUGAGCUGUUCCGAAAUUGUUUUCUGAUUAUUGCCUAUAUAUAUAUUUAUACACCAUAAUAUUGCAUCGUUUUUAUGUGCGUUCGCGCCCGUACACCCAUUAUAUAUAUAUGUGUACACUUAAGGGGGCGUGGGUGUGCGCGCGUGUAUAUCUCCAUGUAUGUAUGUAAGGACGUUGCACGCCAUGUAGCAUCCGCAAGGAGGAGCGCCCAACCCCAACGCACCAUCAAGCGCUUUCCUCCUGUCUCUUGUAAUUUUAUUUAAUAUUUUUUUUCGUGUAAACCUAUUAUUUGUAACUGUAUAUGGAUUUAGUUUAGUUGUCCACACCAAAUGAUUUACCGAUUAAAAAUUAUAAAGAACAACCUAAACCAUGUCAAAUAAA